Pipistrellus nathusii (Nathusius's pipistrelle) is the source of this 3573-nucleotide messenger RNA. The record is from the annotation of a GenBank genome assembly. NCBI's taxonomy places the organism in Eukaryota, Metazoa, Chordata, Mammalia, Chiroptera, Vespertilionidae.
AUGCCCGCGCUCUGGCUCAGCUGCUGCCUCUGCGUCCUGCUCCUGCCUGCCGCCCGGGCCACCUUCGGGAGGGAAGUCUGUGAUUGCAAUGGAAAGUCCCAGCAAUGUGUCUUUGAUUGGGAACUUCACAGGCAGACGGGGCAUGGAUACCGCUGCCUCAACUGCAAGGACAACACCGGUGGCAUUCACUGCGAGCGGUGCAAGGAAGGAUUCUACAGGCAGAGAGAAAGAGACCGCUGUUUGCCCUGCAACUGUAAUCCAAAAGGUUCUCUUAGCCCUCGAUGUAACAACUCGGGACGGUGCAGCUGUAAGCCAGGUGUGACAGGAGACAGGUGUGACCGAUGUCUGCCAGGCUUCCACACACUCACUGAUGCCGGGUGCACCCAAGACCAAAGGCUGAUAGACCCCAACUGUGACUGCGACCCCGCUGGCGUCUCGGGGCCCUGUGACUCAGGCCGCUGUGUCUGCAAGCCGGCUGUCACCGGGGAGCGCUGCGAUAGGUGUCGGCCAGGGUACUAUCACCUGGAUGCAGGAAACCCGGAGGGCUGUACCCAGUGUUUUUGCUACGGGCAUUCGGCCAGCUGCCACAGCUCCGGAGACUACAGCGUCCAUAAAAUCACCUCUGCCUUCCAUCAUGAUGUUGACGGCUGGAAGGCUGUCCAAAGAAACGGGUCUCCUGCAAAGCUCCACUGGUCACAGCGCCACCGGGACGUGUUUAGCUCGGCACGGCGAUCAGACCCUGUCUAUUUUGUAGCUCCUGCCAAAUUUCUCGGGAAUCAACAGGUGAGCUAUGGGCAAAGCCUGUCCUUUGACUACCGUGUGGACAGAGGAGGCAGACACCCAUCUGCCCAUGACGUGAUCCUGGAAGGUGCUGGUCUCCGGAUCACAGCUCCCUUAAUGCCGCUAGGCAAGACACUGCCUUGUGGGAUCACCAAGACUUACACAUUCAGGUUAAAUGAACAUCCAAGCAGCAACUGGAGUCCCCAGCUGAGUUACUUUGAGUUCCGGAGGCUACUGCGUAACCUCACAGCCCUCUGGAUCCGAGCGACCUACGGAGAAUACAGCACUGGGUACCUGGACAACGUGACCCUGAUCUCGGCCCGCCCCGUCUCGGGAGCCCCGGCACCCUGGGUUGAACAGUGUGUAUGUCCCGUUGGGUACAAGGGGCAGUUCUGCCAGGAUUGUGCUUCUGGCUACAAGAGAGAUUCACCCAGACUGGGACCUUUCGGCACCUGUAUUCCCUGUAACUGCCAAGGGGGCGGGACCUGCGACCCGGACACAGGGGACUGUUACUCGGGGGAUGAAAAUCCUGACAUCGGAUGCGCCGACUGCCCCCUCGGUUUCUACAAUGACCCGCACGACCCCCGGAGCUGCAAGCCGUGCCCCUGUCGCAACGGGUUCAGCUGCUCAGUGAUGCCCGAGACAGAGGAGGUCGUGUGCAAUAACUGCCCCCCCGGAGUCACUGGUGCCCGCUGCGAGCUCUGCGCCGAAGGCUACUUCGGGGACCCCUUUGGGGAACGUGGCCCGUUGAGGUCCUGUCAGCCCUGUCAGUGUAACAACAACGUGGACCCCAGUGCCUCCGGGAACUGUGACCGCCUGACGGGCAGGUGUCUCAAAUGCAUCCACAACACAGCCGGCGCCCACUGCGACCAGUGCAAACCAGGCUACUUCGGGGACCCCUUGGCUCCCAACCCGGCAGACAAGUGUCGAGCUUGCAACUGUAACCCAAUGGGCUCCGAGCCUAUGGAGUGUCGAAGCAAUGGCAGCUGCAUCUGUAAGCCAGGAUUUGGUGGCCUCAACUGUGAGCAUGCAGCAUUAACCAGCUGUCCAGCUUGCUAUGAUCAAGUGAAGAUUCAGAUGGAUCAGUUUGUGCAGCAGCUCCAGAGCCUGGAGGACCUGGUUUCGAAGGCUCAGGGCGGUGGAGGAGGAGCACCCAACGCGGAGCUGGAAGGCAGGAUGCAGCAGGCUGAGCAGGCCCUUCGGGACAUGCUGAGAGAAGCCCAGAUUUCAGAAGGGGCCAUGCGGUCUUUCAGCCUCCGGUUGGCCAAGGCAAGGAGCCAAGAAAAUAGCUACCGGAACCGCCUGAAUGAGCUCAAGAUGACCGUGGAGAGGUUUCAGGCCCUGGGCAGUCAGUAUCAGAAUCGAGUUCAGGACACACAGAGGCUCAUCACUCAGCUGCGCCUGAGCGUGGAGGAGAGCCGGUCUUCUCUAGGCAACACGAACAUCCCUUCCCCGGACCAAUACGGGGGACCCAAUGACUUUAAAAUUCUGGCUCAGGAGGCCAUGAGACUGGCAAGCAGCCAUGAGGAGUCAGCCAGGAACAUGGAGCAACUGGCAAGGGAAACCGAAGAUUAUUCCAAACAAGCGCUGUCACUGGCGCGCAAGGCUAUUCAGGAAGGAGGCGGCAGCGGCAGCCUGGACGGCUCCGUGGUGCAAGGGCUUGCGGGAAAACUGGAGAAAGCAAAGUCUCUCGCUCAGCAGUUGUCCAGGGAGGCCACUCAGACUGACAUCGAAGCAGAUAAAUCUUAUCAGCAUAGUCUUCGCCUUCUCAAUUCCAUGUCUCAGCUCCAGGGAGUCACUGAUCAGUCCUUGCAGGAAGAAGCAAAGAGGAUCAGACAAAAAGCUGAUUCUCUCUCAAGCCUGGUGACGAAGCAUAUGGAUGAAUUCAAGCGUGUGCAGAGCAAUCUGGGAACCUGGGAAGAAGAAACCCGGCAGCUCUUACAGAGCAGAAAGAAUGAGAGACAGCAAUCAGCUCAGCUACUUUCCCGGGCCAACCUUGCUAAAAGCAGAGCUCAAGAAGCUCUAAGUAUGGGCAAUGCCACUUUUUAUGAAGUUGAGAACAUCUUAAAGAGCCUCAGAGAGUUUGACCUGCAGGUUGGAGACAGAAAAGCAGAAGCUGAAGAGGCAAUGAAGAGACUGUCCUACAUCAGCCAGAAGGUGACCGACGCCAGUGACCAGACUCAGCAGGCAGAGAAAGCCCUGGGCAGUGCCGCUGCUGACGCCCAGAAGGCUAAGAACGCAGCCAGGGAGGCCCUCGAGAUCACCGGCAAGAUAGAGCAGGAGAUAGAGAGUCUGAACUUGGAAGCCAAUGUGACAGCAGAUGGAGCGUUGGCCAUGGAGAAGGAACUGGCCACUCUGAAGAGUGAGAUGAGGGAAGUGGAAGGAGAGCUGGCCAGAAAGGAGCGGGAGUUUGACAUGGAUAUGGAUGCUGUGCAGAUGGUGGUUACAGAAGCCCAAGGAGCUAAUAACAGAGCCAAGAAUGCUGGAGUUACGAUCCAAGAUACACUUAACAGCUUGGACAGCAUCCUACACCUAAUAGACCAGCCUGGCAUGGUAGAUGAAGAGAGGCUGGUUUCAUUGGAGCAGAAGCUUUCCAGAGCCAGGACUCAGAUCAACAACCAGCUGCGGCCCUUGAUGAAAGACCUGGAGGAUAGGGCACUUCGCCAGCAAGGCCAACUCCAUUCGCUGGAGUCAAGCAUAGAUGGGAUUCUGGCUGAUGUAAAAAACUUGGAGAACAUUCGGGACAACCUGCCCCCAGGCUGCUAUAACACCCAGGCUCUUGAGCAACAUUGA